UACACUAACUCCCUCUCCCUCUCUCCUCCGACGCCAUGAAAGAAGAGCAACGCUCCCUCCUCCUCAAGUCCGCCGCUCUCUUCUCUCCUCCCCAAGGAGUGAAGCUGUCGUAUGGGACGGCCGGGUUCAGGGCAGAUGCAUCGAUCCUGCAAUCGACGGUGUAUAGGGUGGGGAUCCUGGCGGCUCUGAGAUCGCUGAAGACUAGAUCAGUGGUUGGUUUGAUGAUCACAGCGUCUCACAAUAAGGUCACUGAUAAUGGAGUCAAAAUCACCGAUCCAAGUGGAGGGAUGCUCUCACAGGACUGGGAACCCUUUGCCGAUCAACUUGCCAACGCCCCCACUUCAGAAAUUCUUGUUUCGCUAAUAACAGAAUUUGUUGAGAAGGAAAACAUCCUAUUAGGUGGAGAGCAGUCAGCACAGAUAUUGUUGGGUAGAGAUACUCGGCCUAGUGGAGAAAAUCUCCUUGAAGCUGCAAAACAAGGAAUUAAAUCGGUUCUUGGAGCUACUGCACUUGACAUGGGAGUUUUAACAACCCCACAGCUUCAUUGGAUGGUGCAUGCUAGAAAUAAAGGCAUGAAAGCAACUGAAUCUGACUACUUUGAACAGCUCUCUAGCUCAUUCAGGUGCUUGGUGGACUUGAUCUCAAAUGGAACUAAGAUCAAUCCAACAGAUAACAAAGUUGUUGUUGAUGGGGCAAAUGGUGUGGGUGGGGAGAAACUUGAAAUUCUAAAGAGCAUGCUAAAUGGCUUGGCUAUUGAAGUCCGUAAUUCAGGAAAAGGCGGAGGUGUACUGAAUGAAGGGGUUGGUGCUGAUUUUGUACAGAAGGAGAAAGUCUUUCCACAUGAAUUUGGUUUCAAGGAUGUUGGAAUAAGGUGUGCAAGUCUGGAUGGAGAUGCUGAUCGCCUUGUAUAUUUUUCUGUGGCAUCAGAUUGUAGCAGCAAAAUUGAUCUUGUUGACGGGGACAAAAUUUUAUCUUUGUUUGCUUUAUUCAUAAAAGAGCAGCUUAGUGUUCUCGAUGGGGAGAAAAAUGAAAGAUCAGAUAAUAAAUAUCAAGCUCGUCUUGGUGUUGUACAGACAGCAUAUGCAAAUGGAGCAUCAACAAAGUACCUUAAACAGUCAGGUCUAGAAGUUAUUUUCACUCCAACAGGGGUGAAAUAUUUACAUGAGAAAGCUGCUCAGUAUGAUAUUGGGAUCUAUUUUGAGGCAAAUGGCCAUGGCACCAUCUUGUUCUCAGAAGGUGUCUUAUCAUGGUUAGAGGCCAAGAAUAAUGAGCUUGCUUCCUUGGCUAAAGGUUCAGAACAGCAGAAAGCUGCUUUGAGACUAUUGGCAGUCAGUAAGUUGAUUAACCAAGCUGUUGGAGAUGCUUUGAGUGGCUUGCUCUUAGUAGAGGCAAUUUUGCAACACAUGGGAUGGUCAAUACAUAAAUGGAAUGAGCUUUAUCAGGAUCUACCUAGUCGACAGCUUAAGGUUAAAGUUGUUGACAGAACUGCUGUUGUUACAGCAAAUGCAGAAACUAGGGUGGUGAGUCCCCCUGGCAUUCAAGAAGCCAUUGAUUCUGAAACUGUAAAAUACCCUCAAGGGAGAUGUUUCAUACGGCCAUCAGGUACAGAGGAUGUCAUCCGAGUAUAUGCAGAAGCAUCAACACAGGAAGAUGCAGACACCCUGGCCAACUCCGUGGCAAGCAUAGUAGACCAGUUCCUGGGAUUUGGCACUCCAAAGUAGCAGCUUCUCAUAACUAUUUAAUGCAACGAAAUUUCACAAGCUUGUCAAACAAGUGGCUUUCUAAUGUAACUAACCUAAAUGACAGAACAAUCCUUUGAUAUUCAGGGCACGGAGUUCACUUCAUGUUGUUAGAUUUGUAUUUUAAUCUUUGUUGAAUUGAUGAGAAUUUUUAUUUGGAAACAUUUUGAGAUGAAUUCCGAACUUCCAAUUGAGUUUGUA
This is a messenger RNA of Rubroshorea leprosula, 1940 nucleotides long. NCBI's taxonomy places the organism in Eukaryota, Viridiplantae, Streptophyta, Magnoliopsida, Malvales, Dipterocarpaceae. The record is from the annotation of a GenBank genome assembly.